Closterium sp. NIES-67 is the source of this 1956-nucleotide messenger RNA. NCBI's taxonomy places the organism in Eukaryota, Viridiplantae, Streptophyta, Zygnematophyceae, Desmidiales, Closteriaceae. The record is from the annotation of a GenBank genome assembly.
GGCGGAGCGUGUGCGAGUGAGGGGUUCUUGAAGAAUAAGGGGCGUAAGGCGGGGUGUCUGCGACUGCGCGGACUAUUUUAAGGAACGCAGGAAAGUAUUUUCCUGGGUACAAUCGACGGCCUAGAUGGGAUUGGAUUGGAUUGGAUUAAAUUGGAUUGGAUUGGAUUGGAUUUUCCAGCGACUCAUCGCGACUCGAACGGCUACUUGGACUUCCGAACCCUCUGCGCCGAGCGUUGCAUUGCAGGCGCGCGCUGCUCGCGCUGUUAACAGCGAGUUUACAAGCGACUGGGUAGCUGCAGGCGCCCGCUGCUCGCGCAUCUACUCUGCCGCAUUUCCUGCUUGGAGACUCGUUGCGUCGCAGGGUAGCUGCAUUUCCUGCUUGGAGACUCGUUGCGUCGCAGGGUAGCUGCAUUUCCGUCGCCGAGAGUUUGAUUGCAGGCGCGCGCUAUUCGCGCUUCUAAAAGCGAGAGCAAGCGACUGGGUAGCUGCAUUUCCUGCUUCGAGACUCGCUGCAUCGCUGGGUCUAUUUUUGAGGCGCCUCAAAAAUAGACUCCUCACGCAGGGUAGCUGCAUUUCCUGCGCCGACCAUUGCAUUGGCACGCGCGACUCGCACUUCUAAAAGCGAGAAAAAGCGACUGGGUAGCGGCGCUUCUUUUGAGUCGACUCAAAAGCACUUCCUGCUUCGAGACUCGCUGGCAGGGUAGCGGCGCUUCCUGCUUUGAGACUCGUUUCGCCUUGGGGCUGCUGCAGGCUCGGGUGGCUGCGGUCUGGUGGGCGUUAUGAAGGGCGCUUUCGGCAAGAUGAUGAAGAAUCUCGGAGGGUUGAGCAAGAAGAAGGACAAGACCUUCGUUCACCCGGACUUAAAGCCUCUGGGCGGCGACGGCGCCCCGCCCAUGUACUCCAUGGACGAGCUGACCGCCGCCACCAACAACUUCAAGGAGAAGCUCGGUGAAGGGGGGUUCGGAGCGGUGUACAAGGGGUACCUCAAGGUGGAGGACGGUGGGGAGGCGGCGGCUGCUGCUGAGUCGCUGGGGGUUGACCUGAGCGCGAUACGUGAGGGCGAGUUGGUGGUUGCGGUUAAGAUGGGUGCGGCUAAGGUGCUGAGCGCACGGGAGCAACUCAUGACGGAGACGGAGAUGAUGGUGAUGGGCAAGCUGCGCCACCCCAACAUCCUGCGCCUGCUGGGGGCGUGCAUCUCGGACAACAGCAUGGCCAUGAUCUACGAGUUCAUCCCGUGUGGCGACGUGCACGAGUUAUUGGAGAGAGCGCGCGAGGGCAAGGAGGAGUUUACAUUCAAGGACCGCGUGCGAGUGGCCAUGGGGUGCGCCGAGGCGCUGGCGUUUAUCCACAGCCAGGAGUACGUGCAUCGGGACUUCAAGGCGCCCAACGUGCUGCUGGCAGAGGGCCUGUCCCCCCGGGUGGCUGACUUUGGCUUGGCGCGCAUAGUGGAGAAUUGGAAGGAUCAUGUGACCACCAGAGUCAUGGGGUCAAGGGGGUACAUCGACCCAGAGUACUUUGUGUCAGGCUACUUGAACAACCACAGCGACACCUUUGCCUUUGGCAUCUUCCUCAUCGAGCUCGCCACAGGCCACUCCGUGAUCGAGCCCAACUUUGAAGCGGUGGUGACCGGUGCCGUGCGGUCGGAGCCGGUGGACCUGCAGGCGGUGAUGGACCCGAGACUGGAGGGGCAGUGGAGCGAGGAGCAAGCAAAACUGCUGCUGGAAAUUGCCAAAGAGUGCGUGAUUCCCGAUUGGGACAACCGGCAGCCCAUGGACCACAUGGUUGAGAUGAUGCAGGGAUUGGUGGUAGAGUAGAGUGUCAACUUAUAUAUAUAUAUAUAUAUUAUUUAUAUAUAAUUGUGUAGGCUUGGUAGGUUAGGUGUGCUGCAAUACUGGAUCCUACUGUAGAGGAUACACCACCCUUCUUGUACCCCUCUCUUCUAGUCCAAAUCCCUCG